UUGGCUAAAUCAUAACUGGAUUCUAUACGUGACCAGCCCAUGCUUUGUGUCAGUGCAGUUAAUCCCUUCCUGUUUUCAAAGGUUCCAGCUUUGAACCAUGUUACGGGCAUCAGAAAAAAUAGGAAAGAUGCUUCCUUAUGUUCACUGUGCAUUUCGUAUGUCAAUAAACAAAGGACAUGGAUCUCGAAGAAGCAAUGAUUUUUUUGCACUUAGAGAUCUCAUUGAUCUAUUCGAAGGAGCUUUUGCAGACAGGAGCUUGCAAAUAUGGAUCCACAUGUAAAUAUCAUCAUCCGAAGGACAGAAAUGGAGCUGGACCUGUUACAUUUAACAUUCUUGGUCUUCCUAUGCGUCAGGAUGAAAAAUCAUGUCCUUAUUUCAUGAGGACCGGAUCAUGUAAAUUUGGAGUUGCUUGCAAAUUCCAUCAUCCCCAUCCUGCUUCACCUGGGGCUGGCUUACCUGUAAACGGACCUGCGGGAUCAUCAGUUUUGCCACCGACAGGUGUGCCAUAUGCUGGUGGAUUACCCACAUGGUCAUUACCUAGGGCACCGUUUGUUUCUGGCCCACAUUUACAAACCCAAAACUACAUGUCUGUUGUUGUUUCUCCUUCUCAAAACAUAAUUCCUGCUAAUGGCUGGAGCACCUACAUGGUAAAUGAAUGUUUCUUUUGUUGAGUAAUGUUUAGCUGAACUUCAGGCUUCAAUAUAAU
This is a messenger RNA of Hibiscus syriacus, 706 nucleotides long. Its product is annotated as zinc finger CCCH domain-containing protein 26-like. NCBI's taxonomy places the organism in Eukaryota, Viridiplantae, Streptophyta, Magnoliopsida, Malvales, Malvaceae. The transcript is spliced from 4 exons. The record is from RefSeq and is a predicted model, not a curated record. Gene Ontology annotation, molecular function: mRNA binding; metal ion binding. The coding region runs from base 177 to 671 and encodes 164 amino acids.